AUGGCGAAUAGGAUCAUCCCCAUGGAGGCCGUUGCGAGUCAGCGCAAGCUGGUCGGCGGAUGGCGGCCGCGGAAGGGGAAAUACCUCCUGGCGCUCUGCACCACUGGGCGACUGACCAAUCAGGUACCGGGGGAAAAAGAGGCUGACAAAUCAGAGCAGCAGGAGUGCAUGAUGACCUACUUCAUCUUCGCCGUCCUCUUAAACCGCACGCUCCUCAUCCCGCCACUCGCCGUCGCGCAGCACACCGGCCUCAACCUAAUCUGGCCCUGGGCCGCCGUCUUUAAUCUCCCCAGACUGCAUACCUGCCUCUCGCCCUCCUACGGCCCCCUCACCACGCUCCUACUACCGGACUACCUCUCCCGCUCCCACUCCGCCCAUGCUUACGUGGCACACCUUAUCUGCCUCAAGCCCACGUGUAAUCAUGAGUGGACGCUGCGAGUGCUGCUGCGGGAGGUGCCUGAGAUCAAGCUAGCGGACAAGAAAGGCCGCCCGGUAGCGGUGAAUCAGAGCUUGGUGGAUAGGAUGGGGAAGGUGCGGCUUGAGAAGCUUCUAGAAGCUGUAGAGGUGGUGGAAGGGGAGGAGGAGAGGGCGGAGGCGGAGGAGGGGGGAAGAGUGGCGGAGGGGGAGGCUGCAGCAGCAGGAGAAAGUGGUGGAGAGCAAACAGCAAUGCGGAGACGGCUGAAUGAGGCGGGCAGUGGAGCAGAGGAGACAGGUGCGCAGACACACGAAGACUGCAGCAACUUGUGGCGGCCGCAUGCAGCAGUGAUGGAGUUUGUGGAUGGCUUCAUUGCAUCGCACCUCCCAUCUCCCUUCAUGGCUGUGCACCUCAGGCGGGGUGAUUUCUCCGGCCACCUAAAGAAGCAGAGCUACAAGCGGCACGUGUUCCUGCCCAUAGCAGCGGUGGGAGAGUUCAUUCUCUCCCGCGCCGCUGCUGCCAACCUGCACACGGUGCUGCUGGCCUCUGAUGGCACCGAGGCUGAAGUGGCCGCACUCUCGCAAAUACUCACAGCCAGCAACACCACGAGGCUAGUCACACUACACGAGAGCCGCUUCGCAUGGGCCGACACACACAAUGAGCCCUGGGGGCGGGCGCUGUUGGCUCUCGAGCAGAGCCUGCCGGAGGGGGGAGGCAAGGGGGUGGUGCGGGCACUGGCAGAGAAGUACGUGUGCGCGCGCGCUCACGUGUUCUACGGCACGGUCUACUCCACCUUCUCCACGGAUGUUAUCAGGAUCCGGGCAGCGGAAGGGGUGGCAAACUGCAUGGACGGGAAGGUGGGGGAGGAGGGUUAG
Molecule: messenger RNA, 1290 nt
Organism: Closterium sp. Naga37s-1
Lineage: Eukaryota; Viridiplantae; Streptophyta; Zygnematophyceae; Desmidiales; Closteriaceae
Source: the annotation of a GenBank genome assembly